AUGGCUCUCGUUUCUUGUAAGUCACUGAAUAUUGAUUUUUAGGCAAGCAAUUUUAAACAUACUGUAUUUCAGCUUCUGGUCAGCAACUUGUCGCCAGCGGGUUUCCGGCGCAAUCGAUUCAAAGGCUAUCAAACCUCAUGGUACGUGACAUCGUUUGUCAAAGAGUGAAUAGCCGAUAAUUGUGUUUUUCAGGCGCCAACGAUGGUUUUACAAGGACAUGAAGGAGAGCUCUACACAGGAGUGUUCAGUCCAGAUGGAACUUGUCUGGCCACCAGUGGAUACGAUCAAAAGGUACGUUUCUAACUACAGAGCAAUUGGUUAGAUUGAUUCUGUCUCAUUCCUCCUCUUCUUAGCAGCACCAGCAGUUUUUACGAUUCUUUUCCAGAUUUUCCUCUGGAAUGUGUACGGAGAAUGCGAAAACUUCUCGACAAUCCGAGGCCACAGCGGCGCCGUCAUGGACCUCAAGUUCAGCACCGACUCCGGCUACCUGAUGUCGUGCGGCGUGGACAAAAGCGUUCGCGUCUGGGACAUGGAGACGGGAGCAUGCGCGAGACGCUUCAGAAGCCACACCGACAUUGUCAACGCUGUCCAUCCUUCUCGUCGUGGAGUCUCACUGGUCGCAUCGGCAAGUGACGACGGAACGGCCCGUGUGCACGAUCUCAGAACCAAGGAGCCCGUGAAGACGUAUCCGAACCGAUACCAACAGACUGCCAUCACUUUCAACGACAGCACCGACCUCGUGAUCUGCGGAGGCAUCGACAACGUGUUGAAGGUGUGGGACAUGCGUCGUGACGAGAUCACUUACACUCUGGCCGGACAUCGCGACACCAUUACCGGAAUUGCGUUGUCGCCGAGCGGCAAGUUCAUCAUCUCCAACUCGAUGGACUGCUCCCUCCGCCAGUGGGACAUCCGUCCGUUCGUGCCCGGACAGCGUUUCGUCGGAGCCUUCGGUGGACACAACCACAACUUCGAGAAGAAUUUGCUGAAGUGUGCUUGGUCCCCGUGUGAGAGAUUCGUCACUGCCGGAUCCUCGGAUCGUUUUGCCUACGUCUGGGAGACUUCCACUAAAAAGAUCGCCUUCAAACUGCCAGGACACAUGGGAAGCGUCAACUGCACCGAUUUCCAUCCGAAGGAGUCUAUCAGUAAGUUAUUGCUAUUUUGAUUGAAUUGCAUCAAGGACAACGUCAGAAUUAAUCUUUUUUCAGUGCUCUCGUGCGGAAGCGACAAACGUAUCUUCCUUGGUGAACUGGACAUGAGCUAA
Caenorhabditis sp. 36 PRJEB53466 is the source of this 1261-nucleotide messenger RNA. NCBI's taxonomy places the organism in Eukaryota, Metazoa, Nematoda, Chromadorea, Rhabditida, Rhabditidae. The record is from the annotation of a GenBank genome assembly.